Messenger RNA from Neocloeon triangulifer, 2338 nucleotides. RefSeq names its product terminal nucleotidyltransferase 5B. NCBI's taxonomy places the organism in Eukaryota, Metazoa, Arthropoda, Insecta, Ephemeroptera, Baetidae. The record is from RefSeq and is a predicted model, not a curated record. The transcript has 4 exons. Gene Ontology annotation, biological process: mRNA stabilization. Gene Ontology annotation, molecular function: poly(A) RNA polymerase activity; RNA binding. Bases 93 to 1316 code for a protein of 407 amino acids.
CGCGUCGCUAGGCCGCAGCCGCGGCUCCACUCCGAGCUCCGACGGCAGAAAGAACUGCAGACUCGGCCGCAGCAGCAGCUAAGGCCAUCGCCAUGUCCACCCUGAUCGUCACCCAGGCGCCCUUCCUCGCACCCCUCGACACCCACAAACAAAAUUCCCAGAGCAGCGGCGAAGCGACGAUGAGCUACGAAUCGAGCGACUCCGGUUGCUCGUCUUCGUCGUCGCUGACGUCCGAGGACCCGCCGUGCGCUACGUUGGUCGACGAGGAUGACAAGCAGCAGCGCCUGGCGGUGCUCAGCUUCGAACAGGUGCGUCGUCUGGACGCCGUCAUGCAGCAGGUGGUGCAGGUGCACGGCCGCGGAAACUUCCCCACGCUUGAGGUGCGUCUGCGCGACCUCGUCAGCGUCGUCCGUGCCAAACUCGAGUCGGACGACGUUCGCGUCAGGGACAUCCGCCUCAACGGCGGCGCAGCUUCCCAUGUGCUCGCGCACGACGCGCAGACCUACAACGACCUCGACCUCAUCUUUGCCGUUGACUUGCCCAGCGCCAGACAAUUUGAAAAGGUGAAGCAGGCCGUGCUUGCGUCGCUGUUGGAACUUCUGCCCGACGGUGUUAGCCGCAAGCGUAUCUCCACCUGCUCCCUGAAGGAGGCCUACGUUGGCAAAAUGGUCAAGGUCAACGAGGCAGGAGACCGCUGGUCCCUGAUCUCCCUCGGCCACGGCAGCAACGUCGAGCUCAAAUUUGUAGACUCGAUGCGCCGCCAGUUUGAGUUCUCCGUCGACUCGUUCCAGGUGGUGCUGGACUCCCUGCUGCUGUUCUACAAGUGCAGCGACCUGGCGAUGUCGGACAACUUCUACCCGACGGUGGUGGGUGAAUCUGUGUACGGCGACAUUCAGGAGGCGCUGCACCAUCUGCACAAGCAGUUGAUCGCGACGCGGCAACCGGAGGAGAUCCGCGGCGGCGGUCUGCUCAAGUACUGCCACCUGCUGACCAGAGGCUACCGGCCCGAGCGGCCGCAGCAGAUCAAGACCCUGGAGCGGUACAUGUGUUCGCGCUUCUUCAUCGACUUCUCCGACGUGAUGAGCCAACGCGUCAAACUGGAGGCCUACCUGAACAACCACGUGGCGAGCGCUGCCGACCAGUACGCGUACCUGUUGCUGCUGCACUCGGUCGUCGACGAGUCCACCGUCUGCCUGAUGGGCCAUGAGCGGCGCCAGACGCUGGCCCUGAUCGAGGAGCUGGCGUGCCACGUGCUGGCCGCCCACACCGCCCCCCCUCCUCCCCUCAUCUACUACCAGCCGUGGCACGCGUCCUGAGUGCGGAUCCGCAUCCUCAGCUGAACUCGCCGCGUCGGCGCCGCCACAGAACAACCGCUGCUGCAGGAUGAUUCAUGAUUGCUGCUGCUGACACCGCGCGCGCGCGAGACACAGAUAUAUGGAGGACAAAUUAAUGCACCGAUUUAAUCUAUUAAUAUAACUUUUUCCAAAAUCGAAAGAUAUGAAAAUACAUUCCCCCGAAAAGGCUGUGACCGGCACAAGGACUGCAUUUACAGCACAACACCGAUCUCCGCUGGCUCCUCCGCAAGUACAACGCAGCGACCGCCGCCCGCUGUCUCUCCGCUCGCUCGCUCGCCCCCGAUCGUCGUGCGCGUUCGUCCGUCUACUCUGUCAGUGUGUGCGUCAGUGUCUAUAUCGUAGGUUUAAUAAACACACGAGCCCCCCAUUCCCCUCAUCCUGGAGAUCUUUGACCCGUCCUCGCGAAAAGUGGCACACGCGGUUUUAAAUGAUCCAAAAUAAUCACCAAUUUUAGUUGGAAGGAAAGCCAAAAUAAGACCCUCGAAUCGUCCUGAAUAUCUAGGAGGACGUGCCAAAGAAUUGCAAAGAGAUUUUUUUGGCACUUCAACCCUAAACACCAGGACGAUUCAGGCCUUUGUUUUUUACUGUAUAUUGUAAGCAGAACUCUUGUGGGUGAAAAUUUUACCCUUUCAAAAGUUGCAGCCGUUCGAACAGCUUUUGGAUUUAACGUGAGAAUUCUGCGUGUGGCGCAUUUCGUGACGGCGCAUCUCCCUCCAAGGUCUCCAAUCUUUGCGCGUCUCUCUCUUUAGAGAUUCUCCCACUUUUGUAAAUAUAAUACGUGCAUCUCUCUCUUUUCAAUUUUGACCGCGAACGUUUUCGAAGCAAAAGAAAAACGACGUGUACCUUUACCCUCCACCAACAAACACACACACGUGCAUAUACCAUUUAAACAAACAAACAUUUAACCAUAUUUAAUUGCUAAUGAUGCUGCUGCUGUCUCUGUGUCAUCAAAUAUCAAUAAAAAUUCAACAUAUUAAAUUAAA